AUGGCGGUCACCACAAAAAGUGGAAGAGGCGGGAAUGCACCCACCUCAAAUGGAAAUGUGGAGGAGACCCAAGAAGAGGUGAACCCAUCUAGGGAAUACAUUAUUGACAUAUUGGAACUGGUAGUGCGAAAGGCUAAGGCACCUUUGGCAAAGCCUCCACCUCCUUAUCCUGAAAGUCUUGCUAAGAAAAAUGGUGAGAAUCGAUUCAUGAAGUUUAUUCAAAUGAUUAAGGAUCUCUCUAUCAACGUGUCAUUGUCGAAGCUCAAGUUGACAACUACUCCUAUCAUUACAUCUCCAAAUUGGAGUUUGCCGUUCGAGCUCAUGUGUGAUGCAAGUGAUGUAGCGGUUGGGGCUAUUUUGGGUCAACGUAUCAACAAAGUUUUUCAUUUGAUUUACUUUGCUAGUAAGACCAUGAAUAAUGCCCAGGUCAAUUAUACUAUCAUGGAGAAAGAGCUCCUUGCUAUUGUGUUUCUAUUGAGAAGUUCCACCCGUACUUGA
Nicotiana attenuata is the source of this 498-nucleotide messenger RNA. RefSeq lists its product as uncharacterized. The record is from RefSeq and is a predicted model, not a curated record. The transcript has 3 exons. NCBI's taxonomy places the organism in Eukaryota, Viridiplantae, Streptophyta, Magnoliopsida, Solanales, Solanaceae. The coding region runs from base 1 to 498 and encodes 165 amino acids.